Spizellomyces punctatus DAOM BR117 is the source of this 1383-nucleotide messenger RNA. RefSeq lists its product as uncharacterized. The record is from RefSeq and is a predicted model, not a curated record. Bases 38 to 1177 code for a protein of 379 amino acids. NCBI's taxonomy places the organism in Eukaryota, Fungi, Chytridiomycota, Chytridiomycetes, Spizellomycetales, Spizellomycetaceae. The transcript has a single exon.
CAAUUUUCAUUUGGGCCUUUGACGGAUAAGACAGCAGAUGCGCGGGAUUCUUUUUCAAAGAAAUGUGGAGAAAAGCAGAGGGUUUACCGGAGUCACUGCGGAAAUCACAAUGAGCGAGGUCGAGGUGGACUUCAUCCCAGAUACCACCGCUACGUUAGCGGAGAAUGAGGCGAAGGGAGUUGGGGACGUUGAUGUCGGCACCAUAAUCGACACAGUGCCGAGCAACAACCCAACCCACUCUGAAAACCCGUUCGUUUCAAUAAAUGGUCUGUCGUUGGCGGUUCUCCUUAUAGCUAUUUUUGCCGCUGUUGGGCUUGCUAUGGUCGUGCGAGUCUGGUGGGUUCGUCGCAAGAGAAGACGGAAGGAGGCUGGCGAGACCGUGCCAGUUCAAGCGAACGAGGCACACGCUCCCAUGGAGCGCACAAGACGGACAAGUCCAAGCUGCGCGCAGGCUGGACUUUCGGGUGGUGCUCCAAUCGCGGAAUCUACAGGCCUUUCCGAACCUGUCCAACCCGCAAGCGUCUCAGUUGACUCUGAAGGACAGCAGGAAGCUCGUUCUUCUGCCUCCUCUUUCUGGAGUCAGCUACGCGCGGAUGUUCUCCUUCCCGGUUUGCCAGAUCCUGAGGACUCUUUUGUUCAAGUUGUUAUUGAUACGCCUGUGUGCGGCGCGGAAGUUAUUCACAGUACCGGUAUAAUAUGGGAUACGACUCCACCGACGGGCACUACAGAUUCCUCCUCCAUUGGAAAGCGGACUUUGGGAGCCUAUGACGAUGCUUUUGAAAGAUGGGCGCUGGAUUCAACCGGGAUGAGAAGCGGCUCGAGGUCUACAACCUCGACAUCACACUCCAGACUGGGAACAGAAGGCUCGGAAGCGCGAAUUGAAGCCCCCGGGCGCAAACAUAUCCGCAUGGAUGAGCGAUCCGUUAACCUAAGUGGAAAUGUAGAUGCGACACCACCUUCUCGAAAGCUGAUGCGCAGGAGUUUCUCAUACACGGGCAACUCGAUGGGACCGUCGGCGAUGGGGUUCGUGGGUCAUGAACGGAUAUCAGAAGAACAUCCUUAUGUGCAACCGCAAACACCAAUGGAGGAAGUUGCGGGGAACAACUAUGAAGCGAGCAAUGUGAUGCAGAGUCUCGAGCAAGCAACGCACGUCACGCGAUGGCCUGCCGGAGACUAAUGGGCUAUUCCUUUACAAUAAUCAACAUCACACAAUUUUGCUAAUACCCAAUGCAACCUACACCGGGUUGAUGUAAAUAUAAUGGCAGAGAAUGAUAAUCAUUUGCAUGUUGUCUGCUGAAAACGUUGUGGUAGCAUAACUGAAGUGGGCCGCUUUAUGAAAUAACACCAUCCUCUGCAUGCCGAUAUCAAAAUACUGAUUCUUUU